This is a messenger RNA of Drosophila obscura, 1217 nucleotides long. RefSeq names its product PIH1 domain-containing protein 1-like. NCBI's taxonomy places the organism in Eukaryota, Metazoa, Arthropoda, Insecta, Diptera, Drosophilidae. The transcript has 5 exons. Gene Ontology annotation, cellular component: R2TP complex; ribonucleoprotein complex; cytoplasm. The record is from RefSeq and is a predicted model, not a curated record. The coding region runs from base 134 to 1123 and encodes 329 amino acids. Gene Ontology annotation, biological process: box C/D snoRNP assembly; rRNA processing.
UUUAUUAAAUUGUGACAAGUUGUCAGCCCUGCUGGCAAAUUCAGAAAAAUUUGUGCAUGUAGAAAAUAAUCAAAGUUAUUUAACGCUCUAUUUAGAUUGUGAUUUGAACGCGCGAGCUGAGUAAAAUAUAAUCAUGGCACGCCGCACAAAUUUCAUCGAUGGCAACGACAGUUUUCGCGAUCAGAAUCUACGUUUUGUUCGGAAUGAGUUUGAGGAUAAUGUUAACCAGUUCUUCGGGGGCGCCAAUCCAUCUGGCAAUAUACAGCAGCAGCAGCAGGCGCCACCGCGGGAUGCCCUGAUUGUGCAACCCACACCAGGAUUCUGUAUGAAGAGCUUCAAGGUGAACACCAAUGAGAAGUUCUUUAUCAAUGUGUGCCAGGCCCCGGAGGUGCCAGCACCCGAAGACGUCACCGAGGAGGAGCUAAUUGCCAUACUGGAAUCACCGACACCGGGCUCGUUUCGUGUGCCCAUGAGCAUCUCGGAUCCGCGACAAACCAAGGAUCGUUCGAACAAGACCGUCGAUGUCUGCGACAUUGCCAUCAAUCCGCAGUUUCUGGUCAAGUUGCAGAAAUCGCAGCUGUUCAAGAACUUCUUUCAGCAACUGGCCGCCGAGGCACUCAGCGAGAAGUACAACGUUCAGAUAUCCAUGGAGAAGACCAUUAUCCUGAACAAUCGUAAAUUCAUGGGCACCCUGGUCUCACAUCGAGUGCGCAACGCUGAUGUGAAACAUGUCCAAUCCGUGACCGGUAGCCCGGCUGCUGCCAUUGAAGCCGGCGAGGAUCAGCAGAAGGCGCCUUCGAAAUUGGUCCAGGAGAUCGAUGCCAAACAUGCGGCUGCAAUCAGGAAUAGCCGCCAGACAGAGGAGCUGCAGUACAAGCUACGUGCCCAGAUCCGCGAUGAAGCUGUUCAUGAAAUCCACGCCGAGAUCUAUCUGCCCAAUUGUGUCUCCUCGCAUGAGGUCAACCUGGAUGUGGGUGAGGACCGCAUCUUGGUUGAAUCCAAGAAACACGGCUAUCUCUUUGACAAAUUUGUGAACUAUCGCCUGCAACAGGAUCGCGCCCGUGCCCUGUUCGACAAGACAAGCAAGAUGCUUCAAGUCCGCAUUCCUGUUUACAGUCAAUAGCCAUAGAAAACCAUAGAAAAGGCAUUUUCGCCUUAUAUAUUUAUAAUGUUUAAAAAUAAACUGUUUCAUUUUGAAAAUGUAACCAAACUGUGAA